UGCGCCCGUCUGCCAUUCAUACUCGCAGUCUGCCAGGCGUCUGAACCCUCCGUCUUGGUGUCCCUUAGUUACCCGAACCUCAACUUCGAGGAAGUGCUACUCUACGAGUCCCAAGGAGUUCUCGAGGAAUAACCGUAAAAGAAGAAAAUCAAAAAACCUUCACUUCCUUUAAAAGAACUCUUGCACCGCUCUCCGCAGCCAGCAUGAAGACCUGGAUCCUCCUCUGCCUGCUGGGCUUGGCCUCCGUCGCCCUCGCCAGCCCCGCCAAGCUCCCCGCCGCCCAGCCUGAGGACAGCUACGAGGAGGAACCCAAGAGACCCUACAGCUUCUCGUGGGAGGCGUCGAGGCACUACCACGGGGCGCCAGACAGGGAGCAUCAGGAGGAACGCGGCGAGGAUGGCAUCACGAGAGGCGUGUUUAGAUACGUAGACCCCCGUCAGAAGGUGCAGGAGGUCGUCUACUACUCCGACGACAACGGCUUCCACGUCGACGCCUCCAACCUCCCCCAGGACACCCAGGCCGUUCAGGACGCCCGAUUCCGCUUCGCCGAGAACUUCGAGAGGAUUCGCCAACAGCACGCCCAGAUCGCAGCCGAGAGGGGCGUCGACGAGUUCCCUCAGGAGCCGGAGACUUACGAGCAAGUGGACAUCCGGGACUUCAUCAACAACGUGCAGCAGAUCCCCCACACUCCCAGGGAGUCAACGGCUGUCCAGAAUCUUCGCUCUCGCUUCGCUGAGAACUUCGAGAAGAUUCGCCAAGAACACAGCCAGCUCGCAGCACAACUCGAGGCCCAGCGUGCUCAGCAGCCGCAGGAAUACCAGUAAAUGACGGCGAUCGAAAGCGUAGGAUGGUGGACCGUGAAAGAAAACGGAGGAUGGUGGACAGUGAAAGAAAACGGAGGAUGGUGGACAAGAAAACGGAAAAUUAAGUUUUUUCGAGGGAGGACUUUGUUUUUCUUACCAUCUCACCUAAGAUGAAGGUGAGAUGGUAAGGGAAGAUAGGAGAUGGUGAUGGUGAAAAAAAGAAGAAUAAUGGUGAUGGUGGAGAAGAAAGUGAAGAAGAAAAAAAGAGAGAAAAUGGUCGUUUAUUCGAAUAUAGACUCUAAUGACCUCGGUAUAAGAUGGAUCUUUUCUGAUUGGAUUUUCCCACUUGUUUUAAAAGGAAAAAGGAAAAAAAAAAUCUGGUGAUGGGUUAUUUCAUCUGGGUUAAUUAAUGUAUUAUCAUUACCACUUUGCUUCAUCGACAAUAACCACCGACUCAUUACAACUCUUCGAAUCACAGAAAUGUUAUCAUGUCUAAUCAGAAUUAAACAAUAUUUCUUUUUAAGACACUUACACACACACUAUAUGUCGGAUCAAUUUUGUCUCAGUGUCUGCAUUAUUUAUUCUAUAAAACUGUCCUUUGUAAAUCAUAACAGAAUGUCACUACUUUUGUGUUGCAAUUCUAAAUAUUAUAAUUAUUCUAUUCUUCGUAAUAUAGUGCCAAACACUUUGAAUAUUCACCAUAAACUCACACUAUACUGUCUUGGUGGUUCGUAUUGUUCCUGUUAUGUUGCAUAUCACUGCAUUCUCAUAUUGCAGAAAAUCUUAUCAUGGCUUGCCAUCGAAAUGACAUUUCCUAAAAGCUCAAAUAAAGUUACGAAAUUC
Messenger RNA from Penaeus indicus, 1646 nucleotides. RefSeq lists its product as uncharacterized. Gene Ontology annotation, cellular component: extracellular matrix. The transcript is spliced from 4 exons. The record is from RefSeq and is a predicted model, not a curated record. Lineage: Eukaryota; Metazoa; Arthropoda; Malacostraca; Decapoda; Penaeidae. The coding region runs from base 204 to 824 and encodes 206 amino acids.